AUGCGAGCACUUGCGCCAGACCACUUCCCAAACACUUGCGACAGGACUCGAGACAGUCCUUGCAGAAGUGUUUACAUUGCUGAGUUUGCUGUCCGACGGAGAACUUGCGACACGUUUCUCGCAGAUAUUGCAUCUAGAAUGGCAUCAGUAUUUAACAUGGACAUAUCUGAAGUCGAAAAUGAGCUUCUGAAGCAUAAAAAUGAUAUUCAGAUCAAAUCCAGGGCAACAGGAGGAAGUUUCUGGAACCUUCUCAGUGAAGAAAAAUAUCCCAAUGUCAGAAAAUGUGCCAUGUACCUCACAGCAUUUUUUGGAUCAACCUGCCUUUGUGAAUCAACAUUUUCACACAUGAAACACAUCAAAUCCAAAUACCGAUCAACAAUGUCAGAUGAACACCUGGAUGCUUGCUUGAGGCUAGCAGUCACCGCCUACAGUCCUAAUUACACAAAGCUGGCAGACAACAUGCAGUGCUAA
Molecule: messenger RNA, 471 nt
Organism: Homarus americanus (American lobster)
Lineage: Eukaryota; Metazoa; Arthropoda; Malacostraca; Decapoda; Nephropidae
Product: EPM2A-interacting protein 1-like
Exons: 2
Coding region: 1-471 (156 amino acids)
Molecular function (GO): protein dimerization activity
Source: RefSeq, a predicted model, not a curated record